ACACUUGCUGUCAUCAUCGAGGGUCUUCAACCCUCAGUAACCAUCAGGCCUAGCUUGGUAGCUGUUUUUCCCCCACUCAAAGUGGGUCAAUACACAGUGAAGAUUGUCGUUGGAAAAUAUUACCAAAGAAUAUUACCAGAGAAAGCCUUGCUUAGUUUGAGUACUUUCACAAUUUGACAAGAUGAAGUUGUGGUGGAGCUGGGUGCUUGUGCUGCUCCUGUCCUGCCUGCCCCUGUCACCGAUUGAGGCCCAGCAGGAAGAGGAGGACGAGCUACUGGGGGAGGAGGACGAGGGUCUGGUAGAGGAUAGCGACUCUGCCGAGACGGAGGCUGACGAGGAGGCCGGAGUGGAUGCCAAUGUCUCCUUCCAGGUCACGUACAAGACACCAGUUCCUACUGGGGAGGUCUACUUUGCCGAAACGUUUGAUGACGGCUCACUUGACAGUUGGCAGGUGUCGAAAACAAUGAAGGAGGAUGCAGAUGAUGACAUAGCAAAAUAUGAUGGCAAGUGGUCAGUGGAGCAGCUGAAGGAGAACAAGGUGCCAGGGGACCUGGGGCUGGUGCUCAAGUCCCGGGCCAAACACCACGCCAUCUCUGCCCUGCUCAACAAACCUUUUGUCUUCGAGGAUGACGCGCUCGUCGUCCAGUAUGAGGUGAACUUUCAGGAUGGGAUUGACUGUGGCGGAGCCUACAUCAAACUUCUAUCAGACUCCGACCAUCUGGAUCUGGAGCAGUUCCACGACAGGACGCCCUACAGCAUCAUGUUCGGACCCGACAAGUGCGGUGAGGACUACAAGCUCCACUUCAUCUUCCGCCACCAGAACCCCCUGAACAAGGACCUGGAGGAGAAGCAUGCCAAGAGGGCCGACGUGGACCUCAAGAAGUUCUACACCGACAAGAAGACCCACCUCUACACCCUGGUCCUGAACCCUGACAACAGCUAUGAGAUGUUCAUCGACCAAUCCAGCGUGGGCCGGGGAAACCUGCUGCACGACGUCAUCCCUCCCGUCAACCCAGCCAAGGAGAUCGAUGACCCCAACGACUCCAAACCCGAGGACUGGGAUGAGAGGGCCAAGAUCCCCGACCCUGAGGCCGUCAAACCUGAAGACUGGGAUGAGGACGCUCCUGCCAAGGUGGAGGACCCCGACGCUGUGAAGCCAGAAGGCUGGCUGGACGAGGAGCCCGAGUUUGUGCCUGACCCCAGCGCGGAGAAGCCAGACGAUUGGGAUGAGGAGAUGGAUGGUGUAUGGGAGGCCCCCCAGGUUCCUAACCCAGCAUGUGAGACAGCCCCCGGAUGUGGGGAUUGGAAACCCCCCAUGGUGAACAACCCCCUGUACAAGGGGAAGUGGAAGGCCCCUCUAGUGGAAAACCUCAACUAUCAGGGCGUGUGGAGCCCUCGUAAGAUCCCAAACCCGGACUUCUUCGAGGACCUGCACCCGUUCCAGAUGGAGGCCUUCAGGGCCGUGGGCUUGGAGCUGUGGUCCAUGACCUCGGACAUCUACUUCGACAACUUCAUCAUCACCUCCCACAAGGAAGUGGCCGACCGCUGGGCCUCCGACAGCUGGGGGCUCAAGAAGCUGGUUGCCAGCGCCAACGAGCCUGGGGUGUUUGCCCAGCUGACCCUGGCUGCAGAGGAGAGACCCUGGCUCUGGGUGGUCUAUAUCCUGACUGUGGGGCUGCCCAUAGGAUUGGCUGUGCUUUUCUGCUGGCCCAAGAAAUCCGAUGAUGAUUACGUGUACAAGAAGGUGGACCCCCCUCGGGCUGAGGUGGAGGAGGAGGAGGAUGAGGAGGAGGAGGAGGAGGAGGAAGAAGAGGAAAAGGUGGCCCAGGAUGGGGAGGCCAAAGCACCUGACAGUUCAGAACCUGCAGCAGCGGAGGUGGAGAGCCCGGAGGAGGAGAGCGGAGGGGCGGCUGGGGACAGUCCUGAGGGAGAGGAUGGGGAAGAGGAGGAGGAGGAAGAAGAGAGCAAGUCCAACGAACCUGCAUCCGAUGAUGAGAUGAAGGGCGCUGACGAGGGGGGCCAUAGGGCUGGGGACGGGCACAAACAGUCCGUGAGGAAGAGGAAGGUACGGAAAGACUAAGGAAGAUGGAACACCCAACGCCUACGCUCUAGUCCUUCUUUCCUUCUCGUUCCUCUGUUUGCCCUCUCCUCUGCAAGAGUGGGGUAACUCCCCUCUCCUCAAACAGCAUGCAAUCCCUCCAACCGACCUUGAGUCCACACGACUUGGGUACAGUUUCCCUCUGAAGAACAUCCCCCCCCCCCCCCCCCAUGUUCCUCACCCUGUCACUGGCUACGUCAGCUGUUAAGGGAAUCAGUGCUACCCUAAAGCCGAACCCUUCACCUCCAUGUCCUCCCUGCUAUGAGCUCCAGCUCUCUCCCUCCCCCCCCCACACACACACUCACUCUCUUUUCCUCUUAACGGCAA
Messenger RNA from Osmerus eperlanus (European smelt), 2425 nucleotides. It is a transcript of the gene clgn, whose product is annotated as calmegin. The coding region runs from base 182 to 2080 and encodes 632 amino acids. Gene Ontology annotation, cellular component: endoplasmic reticulum membrane; endoplasmic reticulum. The record is from RefSeq and is a predicted model, not a curated record. The transcript is spliced from 15 exons. NCBI's taxonomy places the organism in Eukaryota, Metazoa, Chordata, Actinopteri, Osmeriformes, Osmeridae. Gene Ontology annotation, molecular function: calcium ion binding. Gene Ontology annotation, biological process: protein folding.